This is a messenger RNA of Lycium barbarum (goji berry), 1282 nucleotides long. Its product is annotated as SPX domain-containing protein 1-like. The transcript has 3 exons. Lineage: Eukaryota; Viridiplantae; Streptophyta; Magnoliopsida; Solanales; Solanaceae. The record is from RefSeq and is a predicted model, not a curated record. The coding region runs from base 243 to 1070 and encodes 275 amino acids. Gene Ontology annotation, biological process: cellular response to phosphate starvation.
AUAUAUACCUUUUUUUUUUUUAUGUUUCCCGUCUACAUUUCUCACUCCAUUUUUCCAAUCAUAUACUUUGCCAAACAUCAUUUCUUGGAAUAUCUGUUCUAUCAUUUCCAGAAAUAUCAGUUUUUGAAAUCUUUGUUGUGUCGGGUUUCCAGAAAAAUGAAUUCUUGAAAUCUUUUUUGUAUUGGGUUUCCAGAAAAAUAAAUUCUUGAAAUCUUUAUAAAAAGAAUCAGUUGGUGGUGGUGAUGAAGUUCUGGAAAAUCUUGAAAGCCCACAUAGAGGAAACAUUGCCUGAAUGGCAAGAUAAGUUCUUGUCAUACAAGGAUCUGAAGAAAGAGUUGAAAUUGAUUUAUCCUCAGCCUAAGGAUGGUGAUAAUAAUAGGCCUAAGAAAAGGCAAAGGUUGGAUGAUGAUGAUGGUGUUACAAAGGAAGUGAAUGAUUUUGUGAAGCUGUUAGAGGAGGAGAUUGACAAGUUUAACAGUUUCUUUGUUGAGAAAGAAGAGGACUACAUCAUUCAGCUUAAGGUAUUGAAAGAGAGGGUAGCUGAGAUGAGAAAGUCAAAUGAAGAGGUGAUUAGAGUAGGUAGGGACGUCGUGGAUCUGCAUGGAGAGAUGGUUUUAUUAGAGAAUUACAGUGCUCUUAACUAUACAGGACUUGUGAAGAUUUUAAAGAAAUAUGACAAACUCAGUGGCGAGCUUCUUCGUUUGCCUUUCAUCCAAAAGGUGCUCGAGGAGCCAUUCUUUGAAACAGAGGUUCUAAAUAAACUAGUGAAGGAGUGUGAUACCCUUCUUAGUCACCUUUUAUACCAAACUGAACCACUUAGAGUACGAGAAGCGACAGAAGGUAAUGCAGGAGGUAGUGGAGAGAGGCCAGUCAAAGUUCCUGAAGACCUUGCAGAGAUAAAGAACAUGGAGAACAUGUACUUCAGACUUACAUGUUCAGCACUGAGAGUCUUGCAGGAGAUUCGUAGCGGAAGUUCAACUGUCAGCAUGUUCUCUUUGCCACCAAUGAAGACCAACGAGCUCGACAAAGUCUGGAAAAAUACUCCAGUAGUUGAACAAGUAGCAAAGUAGUGUUUUACUGAUGUCUGUGACAUGUUCUACAUAUAUGUCUUGCUGGUUUUGAUUUUUGUCAAUACAGGUAUUGUACAUCUAGAAGCAAUGAGUGCAGUUGCUGGGACUACAUUACCUUACAGCUCAUAUGUAGCUUUAGAUUUCUUGUAAUACCUUCUAGAGAUGUUAACUGAUAAAUAUAUAUAUAUAUAUAUAUAUACAUUCCCUCUGUA